CACAUUGGAAGCGUGUAACGGGAGAGAUUCUAGAGCACUUCUGAAUGAAGAAUCGCUCUCCACUGAGUAAAAAAAAUAACUGUUUCAAUCGUGUGUUCCACUGGACGAACAAUAAAUCCAUGUGUGCAUUGCCGACAGACAAGUGGAUUUGGGGUUCGUUGGAAUAGAGGUAAGCAGAACCGGGUUCUGCAGGAUCCGGAGUUCGAGAACGAUUACUACCGUGUUCUGUGCACCACGUGAAUGAGCCUCUCUGGUGAGACACUGGAUUGAUUUAAGGAAAGGUGAAGAUGGUGCGGCUGGAGCUGGAUCAGGUGGUGAUGAGGAGGAUGAAGGAGGAUGACAUCGAGAUGGUCAAACAGCUCAUUAAGGAGGGCUGUGAGGGAACAGAGAACCGUCUCAUCCUCCACAUUCUCACUCGUCCUCUCUGCCUUUUCAUCCUGGCAGUUUGCUCCUCCAUUCUACGUUGCCUGGUGCACUCUUUUAUACUGGCACUGGCUAUUCCUGUCUUCCUGCUAAUUAUCUUCCUGAAAAUUACCAUGCCACGCUCCACGGGGGUCCUGGGCAGCAGUCGCCCCUACUGGGACUAUGUGGGUAGCAGCUUCAGGGGGGCGCAGGAUGAGGUUCUUGAGAACCCCUACUGCCGGAUCAGCGGCAAGACAGCCAUGACCAAGAAGACAAGACGCAAAGUCCGACCCAAGGAAUCGGACAAGGAGGCGUCACCAGAGAAAAUAACUCCAGAGCGGGAGCAAGCGGCCGGGCAGGUCUGGGUGGCCGACUGUGAUGGCGAGGUCUUGGCUUGUAUGUUCCGUGAGAGCGAGCACCGAGCGGGUGAGAGAAGAGUCUGCAGGGUGGUGGUGGGCAGCUGGUAUCGCAGGGAGGGCCUGGGUCGCCUUCUUGUCCAGAGUUUAGAGAAGAAGGAGAGAGGAAGUGGAGCACGCAGACUCUACGCACACGUCCCCUUUCCCUCUAAAGUGGGGGAGGUCUUCUUUAAGAAACUGGGUUAUAAGCAGCUCGGGGAAACAUCUACUGAAGAGGAUGAAGAGGUGACACUGGAGACUCCAGACAGAGGAUUCCUGAGCUACCCCCUCACAAAGGUGUUUUAUAAAGACUUGUGAUUCAUGAAGGAAACCGUUGUAUUUAAAGACUUGGUUAUGACUGGAUGUAAAUCCUCAAUUAUCUUAUUUAUGUCACUAUUUAUUUGCAAAUAUUUAUGUUGAUAUUUUGUUGAAGUGUUGAUCAUUUUCAUUCAAUACUCUGUGUGUGUUUGCACACCUGAGUGAGCGCGUACGUUGUUUCUUUGUUGCCUCCAUGCAUUUACUCAUCACUUACAAAGUCAAACGUUUUAAAUGCGUUUCAAUUUGACUCGCUGAAGCUCUGAGUGAAAGUAACUACAAUGAUGUGUCAAAACUGUGCAGACGUACUGUAACGGAAGCGUAGGUGGGUUGAAAAAAUAUGCAAAAAUGUUUGUGUUCAGUCAUUGCUUACAAGUGCUCCUUCUCCUGCGAGUUCAGCUCCAAAUAAGGCAGUAGAAAUUAUUUGUGAUAAGUUUACAAUGUUCGUCAUGAUGAGUCAGUAAACUGUUCAGAGAAAAGAAUCAGAGAAGCAGUCACUGCAACAUGAAAAUAUCUGACUUCUCUUGUUGCACUUUUGCGCGGUAGUUUUAGUUUGCUUUUUUUUUUAUCUUAAAUUGCUGCAACAUUACAGUACAUGCAUGGUAAAUUAAAGAAUGCUGGGUUUAUCAAAUCUUGGACUUUGAUUUGCUUCACACUAUUGAUAAGUAUUUCUAUCAAAAUGGUA
Molecule: messenger RNA, 1797 nt
Organism: Synchiropus splendidus (mandarinfish)
Lineage: Eukaryota; Metazoa; Chordata; Actinopteri; Syngnathiformes; Callionymidae
Gene: nat14
Product: N-acetyltransferase 14 (GCN5-related, putative)
Exons: 4
Coding region: 288-1115 (275 amino acids)
Molecular function (GO): N-acetyltransferase activity
Source: RefSeq, a predicted model, not a curated record